AAGUAAAGAUGGCGGCUCCUAUGGAAGCGCCAGUGUCCCUAUUCAUGUGAGCGAUCAAAACAAAGCCUUUCCAGGCGCCGUGAGAGCGGGCUUUCGGGAGCGGAGAGAUGUGUGAGAGUUACGCGCGCUCGCUGCUGCGGGUGUCCGUGGCGCAGGUGUGUCAGGCGGUGGGCUGGGAUGCGGUGCAGCUGAGCGCCUGUGAUCUGCUGUCCGACGUGCUGGAGAGGUACUUGCAGCAGCUGGCCCGGAGCUGCCACCGAUACUCCGAGCUCUAUGGACGGACAGACCCUGGACUGACUGAUGUGGACCAGGCUUUUGGACUUUUGGGAGUCACUAUAGCUGAACUCGAGGACUAUGUAAAUAACAUGGAGCCUGUUGGCUUCCCACAAACUAUCCCUCAGUUUCCCAUCAGCAAGAGCAGCGUUCUGCAGUUUCCUGCUGCUGGCUUUGACACGGACGCCCGUGAUGCCCUGAGGGGCGAGAGGAGAGACUAUAUCCCAGAGUACUUCCCUCCGCUCGUCUCACUGCAGGAAGAUGAGGAAGAGGAGGAGCCAGUUCCUGCAGAUAUGGGCACUUCUGCCGAGGCCAUGCAGGUCUCCCUGGGUGAGGAAGAGGAUGGUGAGGAAGAGGAGAAUGAUGAGAACUGGCUUAGUCGUCACGGCGGACAGAGUCCCAGGCCUGAGGGUCUAUUACCUGCCGCCAAGAGACCCCGCCUGAGCACAAAACCUGGUAAUCAGAAGGCAGGAAAGAGGUCACCCGGUAGGCCCAAAAGCCCACGUAGCCCAAGGCCAAGCCCUGCCCAUUUGGGUGCAACAGGACGUGGUUGGGCUGGACCUCCUGGGGAUGAUAGUUCUCGUGAUGGCCAGUUCAGAGCUCAUGAUACAGGAGAUGAGGAUAUUGAGAACUCUAUUGCUGCUGUUAUUGCACGUGCUUGUGCGGAUGGAGAUGGCACAUCAGACCCAUUUGCUUACGACUCGGACUCGGACAGUGAGGGGCCAAACCCUCCAAAACCUGCACCCAAACAUAUACUUAGCCACAUCAAACCUCCACAACCUCUCAUCGGAAAACACCCACUUCCACUAGUUCCCCCAAAUCUCAACCCACCCAACCACUGGACGAUGGAUGACUCUAUAGACGAGGUCAUCCGAAAGGCCAAUCAGGGUCAAAAGCCAAUUCAGACCCCAAGUCUUUCACCUCCAGAACCCACUUACUUGUCGUCCCCACCUGACUCACCUCCCACACCGCCGCCACCUCACAAACCUCCCCAGGAACGAAAAAACCCAGCUACCACUACCCUUCUGAAGAAGAAACUCAAGAAGGACUUCAGGGCCAAGUUGAAGAAGAAAGACAAGGAGCGACUCAAGGAGAAGGGCAAAGAGAAAGGAAAGAACAAGGACAAGAACAAGGAGAAGAAGCGAGAAAAGGUGCGAGGGCAGGUAGAGGAGAACAAGAUGCCCUGGCCAGAGCUAUCGCUAGGAGUCGGAGGUGAAGAGCGGAGAGAUGGCAUUAGCGGGAAGAAAGAGAAGGACAAGCACAAGGACAAGAAGAAAGAUAAAGAAAAAAUCAAGAAAGAGAAACGAGACAAGGGCAAGGAGCGAGGCAAGGAGGAGAAGAGGAUAUCUCAAGGAACCAAAGACAUUGCCGCUGCUGUUGGCGCCACCAGCCCACUCUUCAGCCCCCAGACCUGCCUACGAGUUCCGUCAAUGUUGCCCCCUUUGCCACCAAUACUCCCUGAUAAAUUGUUCCCGUACCCCAAGGAUACCAAGAGCAAAGACAAGGACAAGAAGAAGGACAAGAAAGAGAAGAAGAAGAAAAAAGAGAAGGAGAAAGAUAGAGAGAAGGAGCGUGAAAAGGAACGUGAGAAGGAACGGGCAAGGGAGAAGGAGCGAGAUAAAGAAGAGAAGAAGAAAGACAAAGAGAAGAAAGAAAAGACGAAGGAAAAGGAGAAAGACAAGCCAAAACUUGAGAAAUCAAGUUUAUUGGCUGAUGUUCUUCCCGCUGUCCCACCGUCUCCUGUCAUACCUCGACUGACCCUCAGAGUGGGUGCUGGACAAGACAAGAUUGUGAUCAGUAAGGUGGUCCCAGAUUCAGAACCCACACCUCCACCACCACGAACCCCAGUGGCCAGGUCCAGUCCAGGAGCACGGAUGCGUUCCCCUCCUGCUCCCCCUCCACCUGCCCCAGCUCCUGUAGCACCUCCACCCCGCCCUCCUCCUGUCCUGCCCCCUCCACCCCCAGCCGCCCCCAUUCUGCAGCCACCCAGCCAGGCCAAAGCACGGGGAUGCAGCGUUGUCACGGAGACCGUCAGUGCAUACGUGAUUCGGGAUGAAUGGGGUAAUCAGAUCUGGAUUUGCCCAGGAUGUAAUAAAGCUGAUGACGGCAGUCCCAUGAUCGGAUGCGACGAGUGUGACGACUGGUAUCACUGGCCCUGUGUGGGUCUUGUAGCCGCCCCUCCAGAGGACCAGUCGUGGUUCUGUGUGAAAUGCGCUGGCAAGAAGAAAGACAAGAAGACAAAAAAAAGGAAGCGCAAAGCGCACUGACCCACAUUUCUUUUUCUCCCGUCUCUGUCUUCAUCUGUUUUCGCCUUAAUUCAUUUCCAACUCUGUUUUUCCUCAUUUGUUUGUUUUGUUUGUUUUUUUCACCUAGCCCUUCUUUUAACUUGGUUAACUUAACUCAGUGUCCAUUAUCAUAAUGUAUUUUUUAAAAUGAAAAUUUCAAAUGUGUAUAUGUUACUUUUUUAUGUGGAGAAUCAUACAGUAUGUCUAUAUGAUCUUUGUAUCAAGCUCAUGAUUGUUCAGUAGAUGUGUGUUAAAAGGAACCUCUCAGUUCGCCCUCAUUAAAGGUCGUUCCAUGAAUGUGCUGAUUCAUCAAAUGUACAUCACCAUGAGAAAAAAAACAUUCUGUACUAUAAUCUGCCUUUUAAUAUCAUUCUUCUGAUUGAUUUUGACUGGAGGUGCAGUUUCAUUUUACUAUGGAUUUAAUUAAAAGUUGCUU
Messenger RNA from Sinocyclocheilus rhinocerous, 2994 nucleotides. Its product is annotated as transcription initiation factor TFIID subunit 3-like. Gene Ontology annotation, molecular function: p53 binding; transcription factor binding; protein heterodimerization activity. The record is from RefSeq and is a predicted model, not a curated record. Gene Ontology annotation, cellular component: transcription factor TFIID complex. NCBI's taxonomy places the organism in Eukaryota, Metazoa, Chordata, Actinopteri, Cypriniformes, Cyprinidae. Gene Ontology annotation, biological process: positive regulation of transcription by RNA polymerase II.